This is a messenger RNA of Phascolarctos cinereus (koala), 1525 nucleotides long. NCBI's taxonomy places the organism in Eukaryota, Metazoa, Chordata, Mammalia, Diprotodontia, Phascolarctidae. The record is from RefSeq and is a predicted model, not a curated record.
CCGCGAGAAUUGCUUUUAUAGAGGCUCAAGCUGGAUCUUGUCUGAGUAAGGAGGGAGGUGGCUGGUGCGCUUGUUGCAGGUGCCGCGUCCUGCCCACAGGACCUGUACAUUGGCGACAAUGUCUGGAAGCUUCUACUUUGUAAUUGUAGGCCAUCAUGAUAAUCCAGUUUUUGAAAUGGAAUUUUUACCAGCUGGAAAAGUGGAAUCUAAGGAUGAUCAUCGUCAUCUGAACCAGUUCAUAGCUCAUGCAGCCCUUGACCUAGUAGAUGAAAAUAUGUGGCUGUCUAACAAUAUGUACCUGAAAACUGUGGAUAAAUUCAAUGAGUGGUUUGUUUCUGCUUUUGUUACUGCAGGCCAUAUGAGAUUUAUUAUGCUUCAUGAUGUAAGACAAGAAGAUGGAAUAAAGAACUUCUUUAGUGACGUCUAUGAUUUAUAUAUAAAGUUUGCAAUGAAUCCAUUUUAUGAACCAAAUUCACCCAUUCGAUCAAGUGCAUUUGACAGAAAAGUUCAAUUUCUUGGGAAGAAACACCUUCUAAGCUGAAUACAGAAAACUUCUUAAAUAUGUGAUGUCAGUAUGUAUUGUAAGAGCCAAUCAAGUCUACUGUCUAGUCUUGGGUUUCUAAGCUUCUGUAAAUUAACCACCUUUCUAGUUAGAAAGGCUGUAGGGCACCUUUUGUUGUCAUUUUUGCAAAUGAUACAACCAACAUAACUUGUACUUUUGAAAAAUACCGUAUUUAUGAAGAAUGUCAGAUGAAGUGCCCUGACAAUUAUUUUGGCUUUAAAAAUUGUUUAGAAGAUUCUACUUUGAGUGGUUUAAUAUCUUAAUUAAACUGUAAAUUAGGCAAAUGUCAUAUUGUUGAUUUGGUUAACAGAUCUUAAACUGAAAUAUAAAAAUUGGCUCACAGUAGGAAAUAAAAUUUAUAGCAUACACAUGGAUCAUUUAUUUAUAAAUAAAGGCAAUAUUCAUAGUGCUGAAGAAAAGCUUUUUUUUUGUUUGUCAAAUUUUGUACUAAGCAUUUAUCUGAGAGCAUCAAGUAUCAAGCCUGGUAAGUAAUACCCAGCAAACCGAAAACUUAAGAGCAUGAAUAUAAAAUUCUACCUGUAAAUGAAAUGAAGUGGUUGUUGAGACUAAAAGUUAAGUAUGUAAACAGUACACCUUUGCAUAAUCUUUUAUCAUUGUUAUGUAUUUGGAAUCUUGAGGAUGUUUUCUUUCCUCAACAAGAAUAACAAGAAUAACAACUGCAUUUCCUCUUGAUAAAUUAAUUUCAUACUUUUGUAAAGGUAUUUGGCUUUCAGGAAUAACCUGAAUUAAAUUAAAUUUUGGCAGUUUGAUAGUAAGCAUAUAGAGUAGGCUGUAACUAGAAAAGUUGCCUGGGGGUUUUUGCAUUGUACAAAGUAUGGAAUCUUAUUCUAUAAAUUGUGUUGUAUUUGUAAACAGAUGACAUGACCAUAACCCUGGAAAAGCUACAAAUGUCUAGAAAAUAUUAUUGAAUACGAUAUAAUAAAAGGGAACUUUUAAGUAACA